AUGUUGCGACAGAGCAUAGCAUGCCUUCGCCGGCAACCGGGGCUGUCGUGCGCGCGGCCGCCGUCGCACGCGACCACCGGACCCGUCGUCGCAAACUCAGGACCCAUCGAGUGGGCUGCCCGACGACCCCGACUGCUCUCGACGUCCUCGCCGCUCCUCCCGCACCGUCGCUCCCUACAAACCUUGGCGCCCUUCCAGCCCCUCAACGGUCCCCCGACGCCAGCUUCCCUCGGCGCACCACGAGCGGCGCGCUCCUUCACCCGUUCGCGAAGAUGGCUCCGGCGGCUGCUCAUCCUCACUGCCGUGGGCGGGACGGUGUAUGUGAUCGACAGCCAGGUCUAUGCGUCCGGGCUGGGCCGCAGCCUCCGGACCUUCGGCACCGGCAUGCUCGUCGCGCUGGACUACAAGGUGAACUUCCGCGCCGAGCCGCUGCCGCUGAUCGGCAGCGACGGCGGCAUCCCCGAGCUGCACAAGCGCUCUGCCGAGCGCAUGUUCGACCUGCUGCGCCACAAUGGCGGGCUCUACCUCAAGAUCGGUCAGGCCAUUGCUAUGCAGAGCGCCAUAAUGCCGCCCGAAUUCCAGAAGAUGUUCUCGCGCAUGUUCGACGACGCGCCGCAGAACAGCUGGGACGAGGUCGAGAAGGUCAUACGGCAGGACUUUGGCGGCCGGAGUGUCAAGGAGGUGUUUGGGGUCAGCUUCGCCGGGGAGGAGGGCAAGGGCGUCAUCGAGAGGACGGCCAGGGCGUCUGCUAGUGUUGCACAGGUGCAUUGGGCGAGGCUUCCGGACGGCCGGGAAGUCGCGCUCAAGAUUCAGAAGCCUGAGAUUAAGAAGCAGAUUGGCUGGGACUUGUGGGCGUUCAAAGUAGUCACAUGGGUCUACAGCAAGUGGUUCGACCUGCCUUUGUACAGCCUGGUCCCUUUCAUCACAGAGCGGCUGGAGCUCGAGACCGACUUCGUCAACGAGGCCAAGAACUCCGAGACGAUGCGCAAGCUCAUCAACGACGAGCCGUCCCUCAGAGGCCGCGUCUACGUCCCCAUCGUCUACUCCGAGCUCUCCUCCAAGCGCGUUUUAACCACCGAAUGGAUCGAGGGCAUCCGCCUGUGGGACAAGGCCACCAUGACGGGGCCCUGGCUCGGCGGCUACGGGAAAGGGUCCCCCGGCGUGCACGGCAAGCAGCUUGACGCGCCCGACAUGGCGCGGAUCCGGCACGAGCUGCGGCAGAGCCCCGGCACCGGCGGCGCGCAGCUCAAGCCGGAGCGGAACGAGUGGAAGGGUCCCCGCGGCCGGGGCGGGCUGGGGCUCUCGGCCAAGGAGGUGAUGACCACGAUGGUCGACCUCUUCAGCGCACAGAUAUUCAAGUGGGGCGUCGUGCACUGCGACCCUCACCCUGGCAACAUCUUCAUCCGGCGGCUGCCCAACGGGCGCGCGGAGCUGGUGCUCAUCGACCAUGGACUGUAUGUGUAUAUGAGCCCCAAGUUCAGGCGCGAGUAUGGUACGUUCUGGAAGUCGCUCAUGACCUUCGACAACGACAAGAUCAAGGAGGUGACGGAGGAGUGGGGCAUCAAGGCGGCGGACAUCUUCGCGUCGGCAACGCUGAUGCGUCCGUACGAGGGUGGUGACCAGGAAUUCAAGCGGGGCCUCAUGAUGGAGGGCAUGACCCCGAGCGAGAGGAGCUACGCGAUGCAGCGGCGGAUGAAGCAGGGCAUCCGGGACAUCCUGGCCGACGAGGACAAGUGGCCCAAGGAACUCAUCUUUAUUGGGCGAAACAUGAGGAUCGUGCAGGGAAACAACCAAUAUAUGGGCUCUCCUGUCAACAGGGUUAAGAUGAUGGGGGAGUGGGCGUCUAGAAGCCUGUUUAUGGACCCCAACUUGACCUGGCCGGAGCGGCUUAGGUACCGGUGGCGGCACUUGCUCUUUAAGGCGGUGCUGUGGGGUUCGGAUGUCCUGUUCUACUUCUUCAAGAUACGGCAGUGGCUCGGCAUCGGAGGCGGUAUGGAAGACGAGGUCGAGGCGAGGAUGGCGGAUAUGGCAAAAGAUAUCGGAGUAGAAUUGCAGCACGGUGUCUUCGAGGGCUAG
Messenger RNA from Diaporthe citri, 2076 nucleotides. RefSeq lists its product as uncharacterized. Lineage: Eukaryota; Fungi; Ascomycota; Sordariomycetes; Diaporthales; Diaporthaceae. Bases 1 to 2076 code for a protein of 691 amino acids. The transcript is spliced from 2 exons. The record is from RefSeq and is a predicted model, not a curated record.